This is a messenger RNA of Malaclemys terrapin pileata, 1434 nucleotides long. Its product is annotated as pepsin B-like. Gene Ontology annotation, molecular function: aspartic-type endopeptidase activity. Gene Ontology annotation, biological process: proteolysis. The transcript is spliced from 9 exons. The coding region runs from base 72 to 1238 and encodes 388 amino acids. The record is from RefSeq and is a predicted model, not a curated record. Lineage: Eukaryota; Metazoa; Chordata; Testudines; Emydidae.
CUUCAGCCCACUUUUGCUGUGGUGGCUGACCCAUUCUGUACACGAGCCGGCUGGUGGAGAAAUCAAGCACCAUGAAGUGGCUCAUUCUGGCCUUGAUUUGCCUCCAUCUCUCAGAGGGGCUUGUGAGAGUCACGCUGAGGAAAGGCAAGUCUGCCCGAGAGGUGAUGAAGGAGAAGGGAGUGCUAGAGGACUUCCUGAAGAACCACAAAGUUGAUCCAGCCAGAAAGUACUACUUCAAUAAUUACAAUGUUGCUGAGGAACCAAUAGCCAACUACCUGGAUUCCUUCUACUUUGGACAGAUCAGCAUUGGAACCCCGCCCCAGAACUUCUUGGUUCUCUUCGACACCGGCUCCUCCAAUCUGUGGGUGCCCUCUACGUACUGCCAGAGCCAGGCCUGCACCAAUCAUGCCAGGUUCAACCCCAACCAGUCAUCCACCUUUUCCAACGAUGGACAGACCUACACCCUGAGCUAUGGGAGCGGCAGCCUGACUGUGCUUUUGGGUUACGACACGGUGACGGUCCAGAACAUUGCCAUCACCAAUCAGGAAUUUGGUCUGAGUGAAGAUGAACCUACCAGCCCCUUCUACUAUGCUCAUUUCGAUGGGAUUUUGGGAAUGGCUUAUCCUGCCAUGGCAGUAGGGGGCUCCUAUACACCUAUGCAGGAGAUGUUGAAGCAGGGCCUGCUUACUGAACCCAUCUUCAGUUUCUAUUUCUCCCGCCAACCAACAUAUAAUUAUGGAGGAGAAAUCAUCUUUGGAGGCAUUGACACCCAGCUGUUCUCUGGCCAGAUUACAUGGGCACCCGUGACCCAAGAGGUUUACUGGCAGAUUGGUAUUCAGGAGUUCGCUAUCGGACAGCAGGCGACUGGCUGGUGCAGUCAAGGCUGCCAGGGCAUUGUGGACACCGGGACGUUUCUGCUCACCGUCCCACAGCAGUACAUGGGGGACUUCCUGCAGGCUGUGGGUGCUCAGGAAUCCAAUGGAGAGUACGUGGUGAACUGCAACAAUGUCCAGAACAUGCCGACCAUCACCUUCGUCAUUAGCGGAUCCCAGUUCCCACUGCCCCCCUCUGCCUAUGUCUUCAACAAUAAUGGCUACUGCUCCGUUGGGGUUGAGCCCACAUACCUGCCUUCCCAGAAUGGGCAGCCCCUCUGGAUCCUGGGAGACGUCUUCCUCAAGGAAUAUUAUUCUGUCUAUGACAUGUCCAAUAACAGAGUGGGCUUUGCCCCAUCAGCCUAGACAAGCAGUUCAUCAACCUGAACCGGACGAAGCCUUUCCCCUUCCUCUUUUCCGCUGGACACUGACGGAAUCAGACUAAGUUCAUAUGGACAGAUUGCAUCCUUCUUAAUAUGUCUUCCGUAGCUUUUCUUUGGCUUGCAUGCAGCAAUCAGUGCUCUCCAAAUGUAUCGUUACAAAUAAACUGCAGUGAAUCCAA